Fusarium redolens is the source of this 1943-nucleotide messenger RNA. Its product is annotated as amino acid/polyamine transporter I. The record is from RefSeq and is a predicted model, not a curated record. Gene Ontology annotation, biological process: transmembrane transport. The transcript has 6 exons. Bases 118 to 1683 code for a protein of 521 amino acids. Lineage: Eukaryota; Fungi; Ascomycota; Sordariomycetes; Hypocreales; Nectriaceae. Gene Ontology annotation, cellular component: membrane. Gene Ontology annotation, molecular function: transmembrane transporter activity.
CGGAAAUUACGGAAUAUGAUAGCUAUAACUUGAAUGGAUUUCCGUUUGAGGGGGAGAUAAUAAGAGGUUCAUGUUCCAUAUAUUGGGCAUUGUCGUUUGCCAUUGACCUCAUCAAACAUGUCGUCGCAUUCUGAUAUUGAGAAGAAGCCAGCCAUGACAAACGUGGAUCAGAAUCAUGAACACUUACAAGAGCUGGGGUAUACGCCUGAGCUCAAGCGUAACUUCUCGCUUGUUUCUAUGCUGGCAACAUGUGUGUCACUUAUGGCUACAUGGGAAGCUCUUUGCAGCACGAUGGCUACUGGUUUGAUUAGUGGAGGUCCCGUAUCAUUGAUAUAUGGAGCUAUUGUAGCUGCGAUCGGCUCAAUUUGUUCUGCCCUCUCUCUGGCCGAAUUGGCUUCUGCUUAUCCUACAGCAGGUGGUCAAUAUCACUUCGUUGCCCAUCUGUCUGGCCAGUACGCAUCAAAGAUCAGCAGUUACUUCGCUGGUUUCAUCACCACAUUUGGUUGGAUCACAGUCACAGGUAGUGCACCUUUCCUCGCAGGUACCAUGAUCCAAGGCCUGCUUGUUCUCAACUACCCCGAAACAUACGUUUACGAGCGAUGGCACGGGACAAUUCUAUACUGGGCUGUGCUCAUCGUAGCAGCCAUCGUCUGCAUCUUCUGCAGCCAUAUCCUUCCCCUGGUGGAGAAGAUCUCCAUGACUCUCCAUAUUGCUCUGUUCUUUGUCAUUCUUAUCGUUAUGUGUGCCGUCUCGCCUACCAAGAACUCUGCAUCAUACGUGUUCACAACCUUCGAGAAUAACUCAGGCUGGGCUAGCGAUGGCGCCGCUUGGUGCAUCGGUAUGCUUAGUUCUUGUUAUGUCUUGAUUGGAUAUGACGGAGCAACUCAUCUCAGUGAGGAGAUGAAGAACCCAGAAGUUGGUAUCCCAUAUGCUAUGGUUGGUAGUGUUGUUCUUAAUAGCUUUCUGGGUUUCUGUUUCCUGAUUGCUCUGUUGUUCUGUAUGGGCGACAUCACUGCAGCUUUACAGACAACAACUGGAUUCCCAAUUAUUGAGAUCUUUUACAACAUCACAAGAAGUCACGCAGGGGCUUCAGCAAUGUCGGCUUCAGUUGUUCUUAUGGCUAGUCUAGCUACUAUCCCAUUGCUUGCAUCAGCGGCACGCGUCAUGUGGGCUUUUGCGAGAGACCAAGGCCUGCCAUUCUCCAAGACUCUCUCUAGAGUCGAAAAGAAACGUGGUAUACCGACCAUAGCUAUCCUCGUUACGUUAGUCAUCUUGAUGCUUCUUGGACUGAUCAACAUUGGCUCAACGACAGCGUUCAACGCCAUCCUCUCCCUGGCAGUAGUUGGUCUCCAGAUAUCGUACCUAGUACCGAUUCUACUUCUUAUCUGGCGUCGUUUUAAGUCCCCUGAGUUACUGGCUUGGGGACCUUUCCGGCUUGGUAAGGCGGGUCUUGUUAUUAAUGUCAUCGCCACCAUGUACUUGGUUUUCACAAGUGUCUUCUCACUAUUCCCGCCUUAUCAGCCUGUCACACCCCAGAACAUGAAUUACGCGUCACUUGUCUUGGGAGCAACUCUCAUCUUUGGGCUUGUGUAUUGGUUGUUGUUUGCGAGGAAGACAUAUGCGGGAGCUUUGAACGAGAUGGAAGGGGUAGUAGCGAAUGCUACCGAGGUAGUAAAGGAGUAAGCAUUAGGUCGUUGUUGAGAGUUUCUUGUGGUAGUGAAAGACAAGUCAGCCUAUGACUUUGAUAAUUAGAAAUUGGAAUUACCUGCCUCUCCUCGAAGUGUAAAACGCCGUGAGCCACAGCAUCCUAAAUGACUCUAACUUCCUAUACCUUCGUGAAACACAUCUUUCGGGGAACGUAUUUGGCACCAAGCGUCACUCCAGAGAGUGUAGGAUGUUCAAAGAUGUUUAAAGAUGUCAAAUAGUGCUGAGGGAUGGUGCAG